Messenger RNA from Rangifer tarandus platyrhynchus (Svalbard reindeer), 348 nucleotides. NCBI's taxonomy places the organism in Eukaryota, Metazoa, Chordata, Mammalia, Artiodactyla, Cervidae. The record is from the annotation of a GenBank genome assembly.
AUGAGUGUCAUGAGUGCAUGUGUAUGUAUGUAUAUUGCGUGUGUAUGCAUAAGUGUGCACAAGUGUAUGUGUAUAAGUAUAUGUGUAUGUGUGCGGCAUGUCCAUGUGUCCACGCCUCCAUGUAACUGUGUGUACCUGUGUCUAAGUGUACGUGUGCUGCGCUGUGCUUACUAUCUGACUCUUUGUGACCCCAUGGGCUGUUGCCCACCAGGCUCCUCUGUCCAUGGGGAUUCUCCAGACAAGAAUACUGGAGGGGGUUGCAUGCCCUCCUCCAGGGGAUCUUCCCAACACAGGGAUGGAACCCGGUUUCCCAAACCCAGGUCUCCCACAUUGCAGGCAAAUUCUUAA